This is a messenger RNA of Nilaparvata lugens (brown planthopper), 1188 nucleotides long. RefSeq names its product COMM domain-containing protein 4. NCBI's taxonomy places the organism in Eukaryota, Metazoa, Arthropoda, Insecta, Hemiptera, Delphacidae. The record is from RefSeq and is a predicted model, not a curated record. The transcript has 9 exons. The coding region runs from base 378 to 956 and encodes 192 amino acids.
CUGAUAACAAACUAUUCAUCGAUCAUAACCUAAAACAAUAACAUUCCACAUGUUUUCCAAAUAACAGUGUUUUUUUUUAAUUAUUUCCAAUUAGUAAAUAUGAUUCAAUUAAGCUAUUGAUUAAAAAUAGUAUUCUAAAAAACUCACCCUUUAAUUGAUGGUCGAUGAAUGAUAUUAUUCAAGUUCUCUUGCGGUAAGAUACCAAGUAAUAAAACUAGCCUAAUAUGAAACAAUUCAUUAUUGACUGAGACCUGUCAGUGAGAAGUCGUUAAAAGCUCCAGGAUAGCUUGAAGGAACAAGGAACAUUUGGUGCUCAGUUCUCAGUGCUGAUUUGAGUGACUCGCAUUCACAAAAAGGAAGGCUCACUCAGUUGAAACAUGAGAUUCAAGUUCUGUGGAGAAGGCGAUUGUCCUGACUGGGUCUUGUUGCAGAUCAAUGCCUUAUCCCGUAUGAGUUCAGUUAAAAUGAAAAUCCUUUGCCAAACAGUUGCCAAGUCCUUGGUCGAUAACGAAUUGGAUUUUGAGAAAGUCAAGAAGCUGACUGCUGAUGCAAAAUUAGAACUGGACGACAUCAAGACAAGCCUGCUGGCGAUUGCGUUCAUAAUGGAGAGUUCGACCCGGUACAACACGUCUGACGCGGCGCUAAGCAACGAGCUGCAACAGAUAGGGCUGCCCCACGAGCACAGCCAGGCCAUUUGCCGAGUCUACAACGAGCACUCGCCGAGCAUCGCCGCCUGCCUCGUCGAGAAGAGUCUGCGGACGUCGCGGCUGCGGCAGGCGGUGGCCUCCGUUCAUGGCGGCCACUUCGACCUGCAGCUGGACAUAUGGCGGGCAUCCGACCCCGCCCAGGCGCACACGCAUCACGUGACACUGUCCAAGCCGCAGAUGGCGCUGCUCAUUAGUGAGUUGAAGACAGUGAAAUCUCAGAUGGCUCAACUGCAGAAUGAGAUCCAAUGAGCAUCAAUUGAAAGGCGAAUCGCUUAGAACAUGGCAUAUGGGGCUUCAUUCCAUCAACAUUACUGAGGUGUUUUGUUUUAAAAGUUUAUGGUAUGAUUCAAGUUGUGACAUUGCUGCAUAUUUAUAUGAUCUGUAGAUCAUUCAUAUAUCAUAAUAUAUAUUGGUAUACACUAUCAUAUUCUUAUACUAUAUUCAAAUAUGGUACUCAUUUUAAUAAAUGUAUUGAAAAUUU